Anopheles stephensi (Asian malaria mosquito) is the source of this 393-nucleotide messenger RNA. RefSeq lists its product as uncharacterized. Lineage: Eukaryota; Metazoa; Arthropoda; Insecta; Diptera; Culicidae. The coding region runs from base 1 to 393 and encodes 130 amino acids. The record is from RefSeq and is a predicted model, not a curated record. The transcript has a single exon.
AUGUUCAACGACGUUUCGCUAAAGCUGAGCACGUACUUUGAUGUCGUCAUGAAACCUGAAACAAUUACACCAGUGUCACCGGUUCAGCAAAAUAUGCAGCCCUCUCUCUCACCAUUGCAAGUGCCUCUAUCGACCUUCGAUGGGUCGUAUGAGAAAUGGUACUCCUUUAAGGCGAUAUUCACAACUGUUAUGUACCGAUACCAGCAUGAAGAACCGGCCCUGAAGCUUUUUCAUCUGCGGAAUUGCCUUGUCGGGAAAACAGCGGGUAUCAUCGACGACGAAGUGAUUUACAACAACGACUACAAUGCAGCUUGGAUGAUCCUCUCCCAGCGCUAUGAGGACAAGCGAAUAGUUGUGGACAAGCACGUGGAAAACCUGUUUAACCUACCGUAG